UUGUCAAGUUGCAUAUAAAAUAAAUAGAAAAGUUUUUUUUUUAUUACCGAUUUGCAAAAAGCAUUAAUAAAACAUUAAUAAAAUAAAACAAUAUUAGAAUAUUACCUAAAGCUAUUUGUCAAGUUGAUAAGGAUGAAGAGCAUUGGUCCUAUAACCUUCCAAGUAUACCACAAGCGUAUGGUGAAUGUGCUGCUUUUAACUCUGUCCAGGAUGCUGGUCGUGUCCAGCUUUCUGGCGGAUGCCAUGUACAUCUGCCAAAACUGGCGACUGGAGCAGAGCAUUCUGAACAUUAACUAUGGAUGCGGGCGGAUUGCGGCUGGAGUGUGCAUAAGCCUGAUGGCGAUUGGACAAUUUGUUGGCUCGGCGCUGAUUGUGACCAGAAAGAUGAUUUAUGUGGGCACGGGUCUGCUUUGGCUGGCGGGUUACCUGCGGAUGGCCCUCAAUCCGACGCAGCGAAACCUCGCCAAGUAUUUCCAGGUGUGCAAUGUGAUCAGUGCCCUGAUGCUCAUAGUGCUGAGGUCUCGACGCACCGCCGUUGUCGCGUUCCUACUGCUUACCAUCUUGAACUGGAAGGAUAUGGAGCGGCAUCUGUGGAUCGUCUUCUACAAGUUCGGCGGGAAGCUCAUGGCUUAUCAGAAAAACUCCACCGUGGGACUGACGGGCCUACAGCAUGGGGACCUGCAAACCUUGGAUGAUCCGUCUUUGGCCUCGAAGGAAAGUUUCUGGCACAAAGUGUCCGUGGCUGGCGGAUUUAUCUUUAUUGUCGUGAAUGGCCAUCUGCAUAUCAUGUUUUAAACUGUCAGUCCAUUCAGA
Molecule: messenger RNA, 813 nt
Organism: Drosophila mauritiana
Lineage: Eukaryota; Metazoa; Arthropoda; Insecta; Diptera; Drosophilidae
Exons: 1
Coding region: 133-795 (220 amino acids)
Cellular component (GO): membrane
Source: RefSeq, a predicted model, not a curated record